Molecule: messenger RNA, 4818 nt
Organism: Gasterosteus aculeatus aculeatus (three-spined stickleback)
Lineage: Eukaryota; Metazoa; Chordata; Actinopteri; Perciformes; Gasterosteidae
Gene: klhl17
Product: kelch-like family member 17
Molecular function (GO): protein binding
Source: RefSeq, a predicted model, not a curated record
UUCAACGGUGCGGCAGAGCUAACGGUAGCACGCCAGCUAUUGGAUUAUACAUUUAACAGUUUACAUAAAUUGAAUCAUCGUACUAAACUAUCACAUUCACGCCAUGAAUUGCCAUGCAAACUAGAAAGGAGCAUUACAAUAAGUGAUUAUUCUGUUACACCGAGUCAGUGGGUUUUGCUUGGUGUUGGCUUGAUUUGCUGACCGGGCUUGCCGAGACGGGAAGUGGUUCGGGUUCUGGCCAAUCAUGGCGCUUGUAUGUAGAACUCCGCCUCUCGCGUUCGCCGAAGACUCAUUUAUUGAACGUACUUCCUGACUCCUGCCAGACAAAAGAUGGCACUUAAGGUCGUUUAUGUCUCGUCAAACAGUAAACAAACAUCCACUGCAGAUGUUCAACGUGUGCGCUUAAGAAAUAGCUUCUUGUGCAUUUUCUAACGUGCAGCCUGCGUCUGUCGUCUUCAUAUUGCAGCAGCAUGACAGAGUUGCUGCUUUCAUUUCCAGCAGUUCCAGCUCCACCUUAAACACACGAUGUCAGUUUUCGUGCAGUUUUUUUUUUUUUUUGCAUUGACGUCAACCACAUAUAACACGAAAAAGAGGAUUUCUUCAUAUUUCGUUUGCUUGAGUCGAAAUAUGGACAGAUAGUCAGCCACAGGGGCCAGUUUUAAACCAAUCUGACCGCGACCGUGGCUGAUUUAUCUCCCAUCCCUCUGAGGAAGACACUGCGUCCAAGGAUAACCGCGACACAACCACUGGGCAGAUGAGAGUACUAACUCAGGCUCCAUCCUCCUCUACUCCCACCCUGCAUACCGAGGCUGCAACUGGGUUGCCCAGAGUGCGGCCCAGGCAAGAGCCAGCGACCGCCGCAUCAGGCACCAUGAUGGAGGGGGGCAUGCAGCUGCUCAACCGCGAUGGCCACAGCAUCUCGCACAACUCGAAACGCCACUACCACGACUCCUUCGUGUCCAUGAACAGGAUGCGACAGCGGGGCCUGCUCUGUGACAUUGUGCUUCAUGUCUCCAACAAAGAAAUCAAGGCACACAAAGUGGUGCUGGCAUCCUGCAGCCCCUACUUCCACGCAAUGUUUACCAACGAGAUGUCGGAGAGUCGGCAGACCCAUGUGACCCUUCAUGACAUUGACUGUCAGGCUUUGGAGCAGCUGGUCCAGUAUGCCUACACAGCAGAGAUAGUGGUCGGAGAAGGCAACGUGCAGACGCUGCUCCCGGCAGCGAGCCUGCUGCAGCUCAACGGGGUGCGGGACGCCUGUUGUAAGUUCCUCCUCAGCCAGCUGGACCCCUCCAACUGCCUGGGCAUCCGAGGCUUCGCUGACACGCACUCCUGCAGCGACCUGCUCAAAUCAGCACACAAGUAUGUCCUGCAGCACUUUGUGGAGGUGUCCAAGACCGAGGAGUUCAUGCUGUUGCCACUUAAACAGGUCCUGGAUUUGAUCUCCAGUGACAAUCUCAACGUGCCAUCUGAAGAAGAAGUGUACCGGGCAGUGUUGAGCUGGGUGAAACAUGACGUAGAUGGACGCAGGCAACAUGUACCCUGGCUAAUGAAGUGCGUGCGGCUGCCGCUGCUGAGGCGAGACUUUCUGAUGAGCAACGUGGACACAGAGCUGCUGGUCCGACACCACUCGGAGUGCAAGGACCUUCUCAUCGAGGCUCUUAAGUACCACCUGAUGCCUGAGCAGAGGGGGGUCCUCAGCAACAGCCGGACGCGCCUGCGACGCUGUGAGGGUGCAAGCCCUGUGCUCUUCGCCGUUGGUCAGUGUGCCCCCGAAGGUGGCGGCAGCUUGUUUGCCAUCCAUGGAGACUGCGAAGCCUAUGACACCAGGACGGAUCGCUGGCACAUGGUGGCUUCCAUGUCCACCCGGCGGGCCCGGGUGGGCGUGGCAGCCAUUGGGAACAGACUCUAUGCCGUUGGAGGGUAUGACGGCACCUCAGACCUGGCAACUGUGGAGUCCUACGACCCCAUCACCAACUCCUGGCAGCCAGAGGUUUCUAUGGGCACACGGAGGAGCUGUUUGGGUGUAGCCGUCCUUCAUGGCCUGCUGUACGCUGCUGGUGGUUAUGAUGGAGCCUCCUGCCUCAAUAGUGCAGAGCGUUACGACCCGCUGACCAGCACAUGGACCUCAAUUGCUGCCAUGAGCACCCGAAGGAGAUAUGUCCGAGUAGCAACUCUGGAUGGCAGCCUGUAUGCAGUGGGAGGUUAUGACAGCUCUUCACAUCUAGCAACAGUGGAGAAAUAUGAGCCCCAGAGCAACACGUGGACCGCCAUCGCCAACAUGCUGAGCCGGCGCAGCAGCGCCGGGGUGGCCGUGCUGGACGGCAUGCUGUAUGUCGCCGGGGGCAACGACGGCACAAGUUGCCUGAACUCUGUGGAGCGGUUCAACCCCAAGGCUAACACCUGGGAGGGAGUGGCUCCCAUGAACAUACGCAGGAGCACCCAUGACCUGGUGGCUAUGGAUGGCUGGUUGUACGCAGUGGGAGGUAACGACGGCAGCUCGAGUCUCAACUCCAUCGAGAAGUACAACCCGCGCAGCAACAAAUGGGUCGCUGCCUCCUGCAUGUUCACCCGUCGCAGCAGUGUGGGCGUGGCCGUGUUGGAGCUGCUGAACUUCCCACCGCCCUCCUCACCCACCCUCUCGGUUUCCUCAACCAGCCUUUGACACGGGGUCACCACAUGGCUGACCUCGGCCUCUGCUGCUACGGCCCAGACGGGCUCUGGGAAGAAACGCAACUGCUCGGUUUGAGACUGUGAGGAGGGGGAGGAGGGGGGGGGGGGUACAGGUAAAUGGAUGCAUGGGGAGAGGAGGAAGAGGGAAGGUGAGUACAAGGCACCUGGCUUUAUAAACCACAGUACCCUCCUUAAUUAGUGGCAAUCCUGGUAAAGUUUGGACAACUACGGUUAAAAAACGAAUUAAAACAUAAAGAAGUGAAUGUGUAGUAUCCUGUAAUCCCCCCCAAAGCAUAUCCCACAGGUGACUAACUCUCAAUUAUCAUGAACAGUUAUGAUUAUUAUGAUAAACUUAUGAUUCCCGAUCAAACAACCAUAGUUAUAGCAUUUUGAUGGUCAUACCAAUCUGGCUGCGCUACACCGUGUUUGCCAUUAAUUCAGAACUGCACAGUUUCUUGUUUGGAAGCCUGAAACUCCGCUGUACAGCUCCACCCUACACGCAAGCUCCCAGUUCAAGAGUAUAAAGAUGUGCCUGGAUGUGUUAACAUGUCGUCGAGCUUCUGCUCUUUUUCUCCCGCGUCGCUGUUUGACACACUUCUGGACUGUCACAUGUGAUGUAGAUGGUUUUUGGUUUGAUAUUGUUGUCCUCUGCGAUAUUUUUAUUUAUAUUUUAAAAAAAAAGUAAGAGAGAAACAGAAUCAUUUUUCUUUAUGGUAUGUAGCUUGUGACCCAGUAUAACAUGCAUGUUUACGGAUUGACAGUGACUCCCGACAGGAGGAUAAAGUGUUGUAGUGCCGCAGUGCCACACUAGGUGGCAGCAACAGGAAAUGUGAUACACCCUUUUCCACACUGCAGGACAGCAUGGAUACAAACACAAGUCUGCCCCUCAGAAGUCUGUAUGAGUUGGAUCCUUUUUUAUAAAAUAGAGAAGAAUUGUGUUAUAGUGGAACUAUAUGUAUUUAUAAAAAUAUAAAUUAUAAUAUAUUCUGUUUUUAAAGGUAAAAAAACAGAUCAGACCCAUUGUUUAAGAGUGUUUUUAAUAUAUUUAUUUAAGAGUGUGAUUUCAAUAUCGUCAAUUAAAUGACAAAGAGAAUGUUUUAGAGAAAGAGAGGUUGUUGUUGUUGUUCAGUUUGUGUGCUUUUUGAAGUUUUGGACUGAUUUUCUUAGCAUUUUGUGCAACAUUUGAUUUCCAUUUGUUAAUGUUUGUUCCCGGCCACAAGCAUGAUUUUACAUGAAAUUGUAUUGUCUGCCGACUAGAUCUGUGGAAAAAGGCUUUUGUUGAGUUAAUGAAAGGAUUUGUUUUCAGUACUUCAAUUACUUUCAAGUGGACAUAGUGAUAUGUAGGGAUAUCAUUCUUGGACACAUGACGGGUUUAAAAUUAAAUUAGAGCAGCAAGUACUAGUUAACACACCGUAUACUAACACCUGAUUCAAAUAAGUAAUGCUGUCACAUCUUCCAUACAUAAUCAAGUGUGGCGUCUUGUUGAAUUACCUCAUUGUUGAACUGGAUCAAACUCUAUUAAAACAAAGUUGAAGAAACAGCUUUAAGAUUAUCUGCAGAAAUGCCGGCUACUUAAAUUGUGGUGUAUGACUUAAGUAAUCACUGAAUUUUCAUUGUGUAAAAUAAAUGGGUUACCUCGAGUCUACACGAGUCAAUUAAAAGCCAGUUCAGAUUUUCUGUAGCGCGAUGAUAUGAAUCCAAACUUCUGAGAAGUUGUUUUUUUUCCUUUUUUGAAGGAUUUUUUUAAGGGAUUUUCUUGAUUGAGUUCUGUUUAUCUCUAACUACUGUACUUUUUUUUUUUUUUGUCACAGCGGACCUGGUAGUACAGUGAGUGUGAUGGUCUUAUGAAAAUGCUAUUAUUCUGUAAAGUCGCCACCAUGAGUCACACUUUAAGAGAUGUGCACAAAAAAACAAGACUUUUGCCUCUUUUCCGCUGAACUGUAAAUACAAGAAUGGUUAUUCAAAUCCAUUUGUGCAAUUCUGAUGUGACUAAAUAUUUUUUGUUUAUUUUCAAUGUUGUGAUAUUUAUUUAUUUUAUUUAUUAUAUGUUUGUUAUUUAUGAGGAACUUUAAAAUAUUGAAUCUUCAAAAUGGAGCAAUACACUGUAAAAUAUAAAUCAAAUAAAGUUGUUUUCAGAUGUGGUAA